Messenger RNA from Acomys russatus (golden spiny mouse), 651 nucleotides. Its product is annotated as interleukin-3 receptor subunit alpha-like. Bases 66 to 362 code for a protein of 98 amino acids. The record is from RefSeq and is a predicted model, not a curated record. NCBI's taxonomy places the organism in Eukaryota, Metazoa, Chordata, Mammalia, Rodentia, Muridae. The transcript is spliced from 4 exons.
GAUUUCUGGUAACUACUACCGGGUAGUGAACCCAGGAGCCUUCCUCUUCCGCAUCAGGGUAAAGAAUGGCAGAAAGAUCAGCGACUGGAGUGAGCCAAAGCAAUUGGCCCUCCCUCUCUGCAGACUGCAGCCCCAGGAGGAACCACGUGACUGUGACUGUCCUGUCGCUCCUGGCUGUGGGGACGGGGUUAACAGUGCUGGGGACACUGCUGCUUUGCCAGAGGCGGGCCCUGAUGAAGAAGUUGUUCCCUCCCAUUCCACACAUGAAGGACCCCACAGCUGACAGAGCAGAGCCUGGGGAGCUGGUCACGUGGACCUUGGCGCCUGAGGAGUGUGAGGUGACACAGGUGACUGAGGCCUGAGCUCCUGUCAGUCAAAGAAAAAUAAAGCCUAGUGGGAUUCUGGAAAAUCCAGCCUCCUUAGUGUUGUAUUGGUUACAAGGCUCUAGCCCCAGCUCUAGGAUGAGACCUGCCAGUCAUGUCCUGUUUGGUGUGGCUGAGCCUUAACUCACCUUCCACCCAAGAGGCCCCUGUGCACAGGAGGGGGUGGGGUCUUCCUCGGAGCAGUUUCUCAAUUAAAGCUACAGAUUCUUCUGGGUAAUUCUCCUGUGUAGGCUCAAUUUUCUUAAAUAUAUUUUAUUAUGGACUUAUU